GCGAUUCUUCCGGGCCCCUAGGGAGUCCAAGUGACGUUAACGUUAUUUCUCUACGUAAUUAUUUAAUUAAAAACUUUUAUCUAAAUACUUACGACUUGACAAGCGAGAAUUUAAUGUUAUUUACGUUUUAUCUGAAAAUUGAAUUUUAAAACACUGGGAUCUAGUUAUUGCAUAAAGUGAAAAAUAUUAUUUUCGGAUAGUAAAUAUUCGGAUAUUUCUUCUAGUCUCGUAGCUGAGCCCGUAAAAUUACGUUGAAAACAAUUACAGUACAAGGAUUAAAGUUAAUUACAUAAAGCUGAUUUUUUUUUAAAAAUAAUAAUACUCAUGAAUUGCUAAAACAAACUCCUUUAUUUGUAAUCAAAGGUAGAUAAAAACAGAUCUACGAUGCUGCCUAAAAGUUUAUUGGCAGCCAUAUUGUUCUGUCAUAGUAUUUACUUAGCGCAUGCGCAGUCAACGCCAACUCCCAGCACUAUACCUGGACGGGUUUACGAGAUGGAAAAAGAUGAUCUUAUACUAUUGAACGUGGCGGCAAAAGGGCGGGUUGUGGAACUGUUAGCAGAUGAGCUUGCACGGACGGAAAUAAUCCGGGCACUUCUUGUUGAGUAUGGCCGGGAAUGUGUGGAGAAUGUGACGUUACUUGAGAAACAUUGCCUUGAUUGUAUGAUGGAUAGAUGCAGCAACAGGAUGUCAGAGUGUCAUAUAGAUGGCCCACCAUUAUCAGAGGUUAUAAACCACAGUCCAAGUCCCAUCCAGGGCCUCCAGUUCUUGUCAAAUUCGCCUCGAGUUGUAAACGAGGGAAUGAAAAAAUUUGCCAAAAGAGCUCGAACGGACAUCUUAAAAGAUGUACCUGAAACUUUACGAGAAGAGGGGGAAGCUAUCAUGCAUGCAGAAGUAGACCAAAGUUUACAAGAUCUAAAAGAAAACAUGCAAACGGAAAAGGCUUUACAAAAGCUCAGUUUGCACGUGCAAAAGGCAGCAGAUAAUGUGAAAAACCUACCAGACGUUGGUGAUAAACUUGGCACAAUUAUUGUAGAAAAUGAAGAUCACGCCAUUAAUCUGGCCGAGCUUCUCGCUAGACGCCUGAAGAGUUCUCGCCCCUUCUUGGAAUCAAUCAAUCACAAUGGUGCACGUGUUAUAGAACAAAUGCCGUCAGUUCUCGACAAAGUUGGGGAGCGUGUCAAAGUAUUCAAGGAGAAGGUUUCUGGUGUCUUCAACAAAGUUCUCGACACUUUCCAUACAGUCAUCAACGAUCCUGAGACUCCUGUGAUGAAUGGAAAUCUUCAGCAGCAAAACGUCAUGAGUCAAAAUCAAAACCCAAAUCAACAAAUAGGUGGUAUACAGUUCCAAAGUCAACAGGGCAUUUUUAGAGGAAUGUCAUCGCCUAGACAUCAACAGUUCAAUCCACAGCAAUUCCGCCAACCACAGGGUGGUCAAUGGCCAGCAGUUUUAAAUAACCCUGCACAAUUCAAUCAAGGUCAGACGGCACCUAAUCAACAAUUCAAUCAAAUACGGCUCCCCCCUCCUCCACAGAACAUGAAUCCUGCAUUUAACCCCAACCUUCCGCAACAUCGUCAGGUUAAUCAAAUACCAGGAAGUACUGUGCCUAGUCCGGGUCACGUGCAAGCAGGCAGGCGUCGGAGACACACAGAUCCCGACUGCAAGCGCCUGAAAGAUGAUCCAGAUACGUACUGUCGAACUUACGAAUCACUUUGUCAUAACUGUACAUUAGAGAAAAGGCUCAGAUUUGAAGUGUGUGGUGAUGGUGUAGAAAAAGCACGUGAUGAAAUCAAGAGAAUGGACAAAUCUGUUGAGAACUACCUUAAAGCUUACGAAGACUACAUUGCUGGUGAUAAUCUGGUCUUUAAGGUUGAAUUAAACACCACAAAUCGUCUUCAUAAGACAAAUUCGUUUUUCGAUGCGUUUGUAACAGCUAAAAUCGGACCGUCAAUAUUUCGUUAUACCACCAAAAUGAUACUAAAUAUUGACGAUAUUCGCUCAACUGGUCUCCAAAUCGGUGAUGAACUGUGGGAAAAACUUUGGGAAAAUAACGUAUUUGAAGAAGCCAGAAAACCGGAAAUUGUCCCUCAAACUUUUCACAUUAUGGGACAAGUUCACAUAAAGGAUGUUCAUCAGGCGCAUGCUCAUAGUCAGGAGACCGGAAGUGCGUCAUUGCCGCGUGUUGGGUGGACGAGUUUCAUAUCCGUGUUAUUUGCACUCGUCUUCAUCUUCGUGUAACUUAAGUUGUGCAUAUUUUUGCAAUUUAUUUAUUUUGCAAAUCAAAAAGUGUAUUUUCAAUACCACAUAAUGUUCCAUUUUAUUUCAAAUAUACUUUCUUUAUUUAUAACAAAAUCUUUGGAACGCACAAAGGUAUAUUUUAAAGGUGAAACGUCUGCUCACGUACAUUGCCUUCUCCCAGAAAUCAUUGUAAAUAUUUCCGUUCUGUUUCUCCAACACAAUUUUUGUGUAAGCUUGAAAUUAUAUUUAUUAUAUUGUCAUUUUUGCAUUUUUAUGAUGUUUUUUUAAUUGAUAACCUUGUUUGAUAUAACUUAAUGAAUAAUUAUUUAUAUAACGUUGUUUAAUAAAUCUGUAUUGUACAUGGUUAUAUUUUAUUUCAAAUAAAAG
This is a messenger RNA of Ruditapes philippinarum (Manila clam), 2622 nucleotides long. RefSeq lists its product as uncharacterized. Lineage: Eukaryota; Metazoa; Mollusca; Bivalvia; Venerida; Veneridae. Bases 385 to 2235 code for a protein of 616 amino acids. The transcript has 9 exons. The record is from RefSeq and is a predicted model, not a curated record.